CGGCAGAGAGCGUAUAGAAGGCCAUGACGCUUGGCUGACAGCAAGCGCUGAGAGCUCGAGGCUCGCUCGAAUUGGCAACGAGACGACGACGCGCGGAAUUGCGUCACUGCUUCGAACGGCUGAUGGUCUUGCAGGACAAGCACGGCGCAAAGGCGUCCUAUCUGGCCAAGAAGCGCAAAGGUCUGCUCGCUGCCAAGCCAGAGCCGACGCUCGGGGGCAGCUGGGGUCAAAGGGGCGUAGAUCGAGGACGGAGACGAGGACUGCUGGAAUCGACAGAUGCAGGCACGACAGACGAGCUCGAUGGUGAGGGCGUGACGUCCCAAGGGCUACAGUAUGAUGAGGUGGAUGGGGACGAUUCGAACGAAGAGUCUGACGAUGAGAACGCUCAGCAUAGACCGAGAAUCACGCCGAUCAAGCAGCGGGUACCUGCUGGUCCAGACAGCGACCUGACAGAGGAAGAGAUCGAAGAGCAAGAAGCCUUGCGACAGCAUGAAGAAGCCGAGCUCGCCGCUUUCGUUGCCAAGCAGCGCUCCCAAGAAAGUCAGGCCGACAGCCCGCCCGAGCCAAAAGAGGAGACUGUCACCUUUGAGCGUCAUGGUGGUGCGUCACAUGAACGCAGAGGGAUAGAUCGAAUACGACAUGACGCAAAGGGCAAAGCGAUACGAUUGGAUGACCCAUCGGAGCACGCCGAGCUGGGCACACAGCGAGACGAGCAUGCAGCGUUUCAGCAGCUCAAGGAACGCUUUGAAGCCGGUGGAGCCUACACGCCUUCCAAUGCCGAUCUGACAGCUCGUGAAAAGCGUGGCAAGCUGCCUCAAUUCAAUUUGAGGCCAGAUACUGUUAAGCACGACGACCAUCGUGACCUACUGAAUGGCGAUGACCAGCUUGACGAUCUGCUAGCCGGCGCAACGCUUGAUGAUAGCGAGCCGUCCAGUGCACCAGAGCGAGAGGAACCUCGUCAGACUGUUGCAUCUGCUUCUGCGUCAACCCGUUCGGACAGAGCGGACGAUGCCUGGCUUGAUAACCUGCUCAGCGAUCCCUCUGCAACAUUCGCACGUCGAAAGGCAUAGAUCGGUCAGCAACCCAUGUCGCUUGUAAUCUUACAACAGCCUGCAUUGCAUCGUGAGUGUGUAAAGUGUGACGUGACUCGUCAGAGCUCGAAAUCCCAGCUCGUUGGGUCUUGUGGGUCGUGAUUCAUAACGCGUGCAUAUUCGAGCAAGAGUCGAUAAGUGUAGGCUUGCAUGUCUUCCAUUCUCCA
This is a messenger RNA of Mixia osmundae IAM 14324, 1258 nucleotides long. RefSeq lists its product as uncharacterized. NCBI's taxonomy places the organism in Eukaryota, Fungi, Basidiomycota, Mixiomycetes, Mixiales, Mixiaceae. The transcript has a single exon. The coding region runs from base 123 to 1070 and encodes 315 amino acids. The record is from RefSeq and is a predicted model, not a curated record.